AUGCCCGUCAAAGCUGCCUCAGCGCUCCCCAUCAUCCAUAUUGCCCCCUGGCUCGAAGAUCACAACCACAAAGGCAGGCUCUCCACCUCUGCUGCCAUCCACGCCGCUUGCCUUGAAUACGGAUUCUUCUAUCUCGAUAUCUCGAGCUAUAUCGACCCACAAGAGCCCGAGGAGCUAGCCCGACUUGCACGCCAGUUUUUCUCGCAACCUCUGGAGGAGAAGAACAAGAUAUCUCUCAACCGAGAGGAUCAUGCCAGAGGGUAUGCUAGACUUAAUGAGAACGUCACCAACGGCAAGCCAGACAAUCAUGAAGGUAUAGAUUUCUACCGCCCUGUCGAGAGACCCGACAAGUCGAAGCCUCUGUGGGGCGAAAACCAAUGGCCUGAUAUCCCUGGCUUUCGUGAGAAGUAUGAAGCAUGGGUGGAGAAGAUGAAGAAGCUGGGCAUAAUUGUGAUGGAGGCGAUGUCCUUCGGCUUGGGCAUGUCCCGCGAGGAAUGGGCAGAUCUCCGUGCUAAGGUCGACGAUAGCUUUUGGGUUAUGCGUGUCAUCGGGUAUCCGCCACUUCCUAAUGAUCACGAAGGUUAUUUCUGUGGCGCACACAGAGACUACGGUUGCCUCACAUUUCUCUGGGCUGAUCCCACAGAAGAUGCUCUCCAAGUGUUCUUGCCACAACCUGCAGCGGUUGUCGAUGACGAAAUCAACAACGGAAUGCCCAAGGCAGAAGAGACACUCGAGCAAGGAGUCUGGGUAUCUGCAGAUCCGCUUCCUGGUUGCAUAGUCUGCAACAUCGGUGAAAUGUGGGAGAUCUGGACGAAUGGCCUGUACAAGAGCACCCUUCAUAGAGUCAUCCAUCAGGGAAUGAACUAUCGCAUCCCAUUCUUCUUCGAACCCAAUUUCGACGCUGUUAUCGCUCCUCUCGCAGCCGCUCACCGCAUUCAGGAUGAACUCCCCGGCGAGCACCACCUGAAGAAACGACAGAAGAUGAAGACGUACGGCCCGACGAAAUACGGCGACUUUCUCCUGCGCAAGAUCGGCGGAAAUUUCGCGAACGGGGGUGGGAAGGGCAAGUACGAUAACUAA
Molecule: messenger RNA, 1080 nt
Organism: Stereum hirsutum FP-91666 SS1
Lineage: Eukaryota; Fungi; Basidiomycota; Agaricomycetes; Russulales; Stereaceae
Product: Clavaminate synthase-like protein
Exons: 8
Coding region: 1-1080 (359 amino acids)
Molecular function (GO): dioxygenase activity
Source: RefSeq, a predicted model, not a curated record